This is a messenger RNA of Fulvia fulva, 1575 nucleotides long. RefSeq lists its product as uncharacterized. Lineage: Eukaryota; Fungi; Ascomycota; Dothideomycetes; Mycosphaerellales; Mycosphaerellaceae. Bases 1 to 1575 code for a protein of 524 amino acids. The transcript has 4 exons. The record is from RefSeq and is a predicted model, not a curated record.
AUGAUCCGAGCAUCCGCCUGGCCAUCCAGGCCAGUUGCGAUUGCAGGAGCGACUUUCAUACUGUUACUCAUCCUGCUGGGAAGCACAUUUCACGAAGAUAUCAAGCAGAAUGCGCUCUCGAUGACCUCCAGAGUUCAUCACGAACAGACCACAUUGAAGACGCCAGUCUCGCCUCAGAAGCUACAUCUUCUCUUGCCAGCUUCUGAAGGUGGAUCAGAUCUCUGCAAGACGCUUCUGACUGGAGCGGUCCUUGGCUAUCCGAUUCCGACUCUGAUAGCAUGGAACAAGACUCAUGACGAUGGCAAGCUAUUGGGCGGCGGUAGCCAUGUGGCCAAGAUCUCAGGGGUGCUGGAUUACCUGGAAUCCAUGGAUCGUGCAGACGACAACGAUCUUGUCAUGAUGAUGGAUGCAUACGAUAUCUGGUUCCAGCUGAGGCCCGAGGUCCUGAUCGAUAGGUAUCACACGAUCAACGCUCAUGCCAACCGAAGGUUAACAACCAGUCUCGGCCAAGCAAAGAGCGCCGAAGGCAUUGAACAGAAGAUCAUCUUCGGCGCUGGCAAACGAUGUGCUCCCAAUCAGAUGCACACCAUCGCUUGCUAUCCUAUCCCCAAUUCGCCUCUUCCAGACGAUCUUUACGGUAGCAACACAGACACCGUCAUGGGCAGGAACAAGUACACCAGCUUGAAGCAGCGGUAUUUGAAUUCUGGCUACAUCAUCGGCCCAGCCGCAGAGAUGCGACGCUUAUUCGAGCGCGCCUGGGAGAAAGCCCAAGCCGUGAAAGACCACGACGACUGGGACAACGGCAGCCACGGAUCUGAUUUCAUGUACCACGGCAGCGACCAAUCCAUCUUCAACACCAUCUUCGGCGAGCAGGAGUACCAGCGAGAAGUCAUGCGGCGCCGACACUUGUCCUUGAGCGACAAAGCGCAAGGCCGUGCAAAGUCGAAGGCAACAUAUCUCGAAGGAACAUUGAUCACCGAUCCACUGAGCCCAUCAUUCACCCACGAGCCGGGUGUUGCGAAAGAGGGGAAGCCUGACGAGUUCGGCAUCGGGUUGGAUUACUUUUCCGACCUGGGUCAGCAGACGAUCAAUACUGAUGAGGAUACUCAUUACUUGACGUAUAACCAAGAUAUCAACGAGCAGUUAAAAGACCGAGCCAAGGACCGGAACGACUUUUUCGACUGCAAGAAUCGCGUGGAUGGGGAUUUGCCUCAAGACGUUCUUAAUAGCAGGCCACCACUCACUGCUUUAGACCAGCAGUCAAGCUGGAACGGUGUCUCUUUGUUCUCGAAUCUUUGUUUGAACACGGUACCUGUGAUGAUCCAUCACAACGGUAAUAAGGACGCGAGGCAUUGGCAGUGGACGGAUCUGUGGAUACAGCCGCAUGCGAGGGAAAUGAUGGAGGCUGUGAGGCGGCAGAGUGAUGGCAGCAGCACAACUGUAGAUGGGUUGGAGGUAGCGACGGGAGGAGCACAUCUGCCAGAUGGAGGGCGAUUGAGCUGGGAUCAGCUGUGUCCUGCUGAGUAUGAAUGGACUCUGUUCAGAGACGUGCCGAAGCCUGAGGGAUGGCCUUGA